AGGGGGGCGACGCCAUUUCAUUGAGGAAUGACAACCUUGAUGUCUACAUCGAGCCUCUCUUCAACAUCAACCGGGUUCAAUUUCUUCGACAACAAUAAUUUGCGAGGAAGUUGGGCAUCUAUUCCACCUGCAUGUCUUUCCUCAGGUCCGGGGAAAAUCAAGAGACGUUUAUGUGUAUGCUUAGCGGUGAAGAACCAGUCACCUGUAGAAACAAGAAAGAAGAGUGAGGGGAAGAUUGUGCACAGGAAGGGAUAUGGUGGUCAUGUUCUGAGCGAAGGCAGAGAUGAGGAUGAGAAAUAUGGGCCGAUUUGCCCGGGUUGUGGGGUCUUUAUGCAAGAUAAGGACCCCAAUCUUCCCGGGUAUUACAAGAAGAGAGAGGAGGUCACUGAGAGGGGAGCUUUGGGGGAUGAAGAGGGUGUGGAAGAUGAUGACCUUGGGGAGCUUGAGGAAGCAGAGGUAGAGGAAGAAGAUGAAGAGUUCUUGAACGAGUUAGAAGAUGAAUUCGAGGAAGGUGGCGAGCUGAGUGAAGGAGAUGAGAAGUUCGAGUGGGAGUCUGAUGAGUGGGAGAAGGAGUUCCUGGGGGAAGAUGAUGAUUUGGAAGAGCUGGAUGCUUUCGCCCCAGCAGGAGUCGGUUAUGGUAAUAUUACUGAGGAGAAUGUUAAGGAUAAAAUGAGGAUUAAAUUGCCAAAGGCGGAAAGAAAGAGAUUAGCUCGGGAGGCUCAAAAGGAGAAGGAAAAAGUCACAGUUUGUGCUCGGUGCCAUUCGCUUAGGAACUAUGGCCGGGUGAAGAACCAAGCAGCUGAAAAUCUGAUACCUGACUUCGAUUUCGACAGGCUGAUCACGACCCGGAUGAUGAAACCUACUGGGAAUGCCAAUUCAACCAUCAUUGUCAUGGUGGUCGAUUGCGUGGACUUUGAUGGCUCGUUCCCGAAAAGAGUGGUGAACAGCUUGUCUAAGGCACUAGAGGGAGUGAAGAACGAUCCGAAGCUUAGCAAGAAAUUACCCAAGCUUGUUCUAGUGGCUACGAAAGUCGAUCUGCUUCCUUCUCAGAUAUCGCCAGCUAGGUUAGAUAGAUGGGUCCGACACAGGGCUAAAGCAGCAGGAGUGCCUAAGCUAAGUGGAGUCUACUUGGUCAGUGCUCAGAAGGAUUUGGGAGUAAGGAACUUGCUGUCAUUCAUCAAGGAGUUGGCUGGUCCUCGAGGGAAUGUGUGGGUAAUAGGGGCCCAGAAUGCAGGGAAGUCCACUCUGAUAAAUGCUAUGGGGAAGAAGGGAGGAGCAAAAAUGUCGAAGCUUACAGAAGCUCCCAUUCCAGGGACUACAUUGGGGAUAUUGAGAAUUGGAGGGAUUUUGUCAGCGAAGGCAAAGAUGUAUGACACACCUGGCCUUCUACACCCAUACUUACUGUCAGUGAGAUUGAACAGAGAUGAACAGAAAACGGUUGAAAUACGGAAAGAGCUAAAAUCUCGGACUUACAGGAUGAAGGUCGGGCAGGCCGUCCAUGUUGGUGGUUUGGUGAGACUAGACCUUAAUGAAGCUUCCAUAGAAACUAUCUAUGUCACAGUCUUGGCAUCCCCAAAUGUCUCUCUUCAUCUGGGUAAAAUUGAAAAUGCCGAUGAGAUCUGGAGAAACCAUGUCGGAAUGAGGCUCCAGCCUCCCAUGGGACAAGAAAGAGCCUCGGAGUUAGGCGAAUGGGAAGCGAAGGAAAUCAAAGUGUCCGGAACCAGCUGGGAUGUGAAUAGUGUUGAUAUUGCAGUAGCUGGGUUGGGCUGGUUCUCCUUGGGUCUCAAAGGCGAGGCGACCCUCACUUUGUGGACAUUCAGCGGAAUCGAGAUCACGGAGAGGGAGCCCUUAGUCCUUGAUCGGGCAGCCUUUCUUGAGAGACCCGGGUUUUGGCUCCCAAAAGCCAUAUCAGAUGCCAUUGGCAACCAAACUAAGCAAGAAGCUCGGAGCAAGAAGAAAAUUGAAGAGGAGAGAGAUUAUCUGAUUUCUGAGAUCUCUCUCUGAAGCAGGGCCGGAUGUUGACCUAGAAAAGCCAAGAAGAGAUGAGCAUCAUGAACCAAGCUCCUAGAGAGUGGUACAUGGUGGUAGCUAUUUCUGGUGAGUUAGCUGCUACAAGUUCCAGCGGCGGUUACGGGGAUUAAAGCUAGUAAUGUAGGAAUGUGGAUGUAUAAGUAGCAUAGAAGCAAGAUUUUGACGGCCUAGCAACUCUCUGCAAUCGAAAUGAUUAAGACCAGUUUAUCAUUUGUAACAUCAUGGAGCGGAACAUAUAUCUUCAGAAAAAACAAGUUCGGAAAAAAGAAAAAUGAUCCAAAGAGGGUAGUAUUGUUGCAA
This is a messenger RNA of Punica granatum (pomegranate), 2331 nucleotides long. Lineage: Eukaryota; Viridiplantae; Streptophyta; Magnoliopsida; Myrtales; Lythraceae. The record is from RefSeq and is a predicted model, not a curated record.